GUUAUCAAGGAGUCCAUGCAAUGAGGUUCUGUUAAAUAAAUCAUCUUUUAAAUCAACCUUUGUCCAUUGAAAGUACAGCUCUGCUUGCUGAUGAAGUAGAACAAGAGACUGCAGAACAACAUUUUGAGAGCACAAACUCUGCACAAGCAGAAAGGAUGUCCUUUCAUCCCAGAGAAUGCAAACUGAUCAGAGAAGAUAAAGAGAAGUAUGGUUUUUGCCUGCGUGUUGAGAAAUUUAAAGCAGGACACAUUAUUCGGAAGGUGGAAAAGGACAGUCCAGCUGAGAAGGCUGGCCUGAGAGAUGGAGACCGAGUCCUGUGGGUCAAUGGAGUAUUUGUGGACAAUGAAGAUCAUGGAAAGGUGACUGAUUUAGUGAUGAAUAGUGCAGGUCCUGUAGUGUUCCUUGUUCUGGAUGAGGACUCUUACAAAAGUGCACAAAAGGAAGGAGUCAACUUUGAAAAGCUGGGUCAAAAGACACAAACUCAACAGGCAGAACAUCCCGCACCUGUGACAAAUGGAGUGCCUGGUCCAGUUCCACAGCCUCGACUCUGCUACAUAGUGAAGGAACAAAAUAGUUAUGGCUUUUCUUUGAAGACCACUGCAGGUGAGAAGGGAUUGUACAUCAUAGAUGUGUCACUUCAAGGACCAGCUGCAAAAGCUGGAGUAAAGCCGAAUGACCGUCUAAUUGAAAUCAAUGGAGAGAAUGUGGAAAACGAUACUCAUGAGGAAGUGGUUGAGAAGGUGAAAAAGUCGGGGAACAAAGUUAUGUUUCUGCUAUCAGAUAAGGAAAGUGACCAGUACUACAAUGGACAGAACAUCCCGUUAACAAGAGACAUGGCUAAUCUAAAAUUAUUGCCCCUCAAACCACGAAGUAUUGAGCUUGAAAAAGGAGAAAAUGGUUAUGGUUUCUACCUGAAGAUGGAACAGAAUGGUAAAGGUCAUUUUAUUAAGGACAUUGACUCUGGCAGCCCUGCAGCUAUGGCAGGCCUUAAGGACAAUGACUUUUUGGUGGCUGUAAAUGGAGAGACGACUGAAACUCUGGACCAUAACACUGUGGUGGAGAGAAUCAGGCAGUCUGGUGAAAAAACUACACUGCUGGUGGUGGAUGAAGAGACAGACAUCAUGUUCAAAAUGGCUAAAAUAUCUCCAUGUCUGUACUAUCAUAAAACACUGGUGCCAUCUCUACAUAAGGCAGAAGUACCAACAUAUACCGAAGAAGUGAAUCAUAAGCCUAGGCUAUGCAGGCUGGUAAAAGGUCCCAGUGGAUUUGGCUUCCGGUUGAAUGCAAUCCAGGAUUUGCCUGGCCAGUUCAUCAAAGAGGUACAGAAGGAUGGGCCAGCAGACAAAGCAGGGGUGCAAGCUGAUGAUAUCUUGAUAGAAGUAAAUGGUGUCAAUGUGGAGAAUGAAAGCUAUGAUGAUGUAGUCGCAAGAAUCCAGAACAGUGGCAACAGGGUGACACUACUAGUCUGCGGAGAGGAAGCUUACCAGUACUUUAAGUCUCAGAAUAUGCCUGUUACUGCAUCAAUGGCAGACCCACUAAAUGAUGGCAACGGCGACCCUCCUGCCUACACAGAGAUACAAACUUUGCAGCCUGAACCACGAGAACGAGCAAGCUCAUCCUCUUCUUCACACUCAGUUGCUUCAGAAGAUGAAGACACCAGAUUGUGAUACUAGCGAUCAAAAUAUCUUCCAGUGUUUAUACUUGAAAUACAGUGCCGUAUGACUCCUACUCUGAAGCACAGAGUUACUAAUAUUACUGCUUAGGAAAGGUUGUCUGCAAUCCUACAUAUGCUUUCUUGAAACCUCAUCCUACUGCACAAUGUAGAAACCAGUAUAACAUCCAAAACAAACAUGCAUAUGAUUGGAAUGGUAUUUAAACAUUGUUUUAAUAGCAUCAGAACAGCAGAUGAUUCUAUUAAAUGAAGAAAUCCUUUUUGUUAAGCCACUGUUCACACUGAGGAUAAUCCAGACUGUAUGCACAUGUUUACCACCAUGUUAACUACAAAGACUUCCUAAUGGAGACAGGGAAAAUAACAUCCACCUUACAUACACACAGUGAUUACCUACCAGCUAAUCCAGCAUUUGUUUUUAUUCAGAGUUAUUGGUUUGUAUUUUAUUAAUUGUUAUCCUCUAGCAAACCGUGUACUCAUUUUAGAAUGAAAUAAUUUUAGAAUUUGUUGCCCAACAUUUCAAUACUUUGAAAAAAAAACGCAAGAAAUCAGCUACAUGCUGGCAUACGAACAUGGAUUUGUUUUCUCCAUACUAAUUCUGUUCAAUAUCUCAAUUUUAUUAUAAACUUUAAAAUAAAAAAGGUUCACUCUAAUCUCAUUUGUGUCUGAAGCAUUUCAGUCAUAACAAUUGGCUGCAGGGCUCUCGCUGCUUUGAGCUCUUCUAGAAGAAUAAGGACAAUAAUAUUAACUGAAAGACCAACUAAGUUCAUGCAUAUGUUAUGCAGGAAUGGGGACUCAAGUCAGGGGACUUGCUAGCAAGUAGGACUAAUUUGCACCAGUGAUUCAAUUUGGAAUCAACUCAGGUGUUGUUGUUUUUCCAAUGACAAACUUAACUCGAAGCUCAGAACCCACCCCCACCUCCCUUUUUUCU
Pogona vitticeps (central bearded dragon) is the source of this 2600-nucleotide messenger RNA. RefSeq names its product PDZ domain containing 1 (gene PDZK1). The record is from RefSeq and is a predicted model, not a curated record. Gene Ontology annotation, molecular function: signaling receptor binding; protein-membrane adaptor activity. Gene Ontology annotation, biological process: protein localization to plasma membrane. Lineage: Eukaryota; Metazoa; Chordata; Lepidosauria; Squamata; Agamidae. Gene Ontology annotation, cellular component: apical plasma membrane.